Molecule: messenger RNA, 777 nt
Organism: Patiria miniata (bat star)
Lineage: Eukaryota; Metazoa; Echinodermata; Asteroidea; Valvatida; Asterinidae
Product: complement C1q subcomponent subunit B-like
Exons: 1
Molecular function (GO): protein binding
Source: RefSeq, a predicted model, not a curated record
GGUAACUCUGUCAAGCUCCGAGCUUCCGUUACUGGGCCGGUUCCCUCGGACGGUGAUGGUCCUGCGUCUCAGGUGUGUCAGCAGUGCUGCCUGGGACCUGCUGCAAUACCCGGCAUACCAGGUCUGCCUGGGCCAGCAGGACCGAUGGGGCCGUACGGUCAGCCGGGGUCAAAGGGCGAUGCAGGUCAGCAAGGUGAGAUUGGCCCUAUUGGCCCUAUUGAACCUGGUGAGCGGGGAGCACCUGGGAACAGUGGGUCUAAAGGAAAUAAUGGGAUUGGUCUACCCGGCAAGAUAGGUCCGAGAGGGCUACCUGGUUUUGUUGGAGGAACUGGGGAAACUGGUGUCAAAGGUCAGAAGGGUGAGCCAGGGGAGACACCAGACGACUCUAAACAGCGGGUAGCAUUCACCGUGGUGAGGACGAGCAACUCGGAUACCUCUAGGAGUCACGACACCCGUUUGCCCUUCCAGCAGACCGAGACGCUUCUGCCGGGUACCACCUUUGAUCUCGAGACCGGCACGUUCACCUGUAGUGUGGCGGGCACCUACGUAUUUACGUUUUCUAGCCUUGAGUAUAGCCACAGCGAUUCUUUUAGCAUCCAUCUUGUUAAAAACGACUACAAGGUUAUCAGUACCUAUGGUCACUCGAAUCAACGAGGUCAGUUGUCUGGUAGCGCGGUUAUGGUCCUGCAGCGAGGAGACUCGGUGUAUCUUACCAUGUACGGUAGGGCGCAGGGUUCUUCGACCUAUCACUACACCUCAUUCAGUGGCUUCCUCCUU